UUGUCCCAUCCUUGUUCUUCUUCAUGAUUUCUUGAGAUAAACUAAAACCCGCGAGUGUUCUGCUGUAAAGCCCUGUUCUUUGCUAGAAAGUUGGGUUUUUGUUGUUUGCUAGAAAGUUGGGUUUUUUCUUGCAUUUUUGCUUUAAAGUUUUAGUCUUUUAAGAGUAGGAGAUUCUACUAAGCCUCCAUUGUUAAUGAAAGUUGAGAUCUUGUGAGAGAAUGUUAAAAGUUUUUGCUCUUCUUAGAUGAUUAGAUCUCUCAAAGAAAGGGCCCCAUUUUGUGGUGUUAAUGCUUGGCGUCAGUUGAAGAAAAAAAUAUUCUUUGUUGAAGCUGAGUUUUUGUCACUGGUAGCAGUAAAGCUCUCUUGGAGCUCCAUUGUCACCGAGUUGGUGAUUUUUUCUUGAGUGGUACUGUCUUAUGCUCUCUAAAGACGUCAAUGCUCUUGUUUCUUGAAGAAAAGGCUUUCCGGGUCUCUCUUGUUUUUACUGUUAAAUGGUUGAGACUUGUUUGAAAUUGCUUGUCAUUUAGCUUAACAACUUUUUUCCCUUACAAGACUGAGCUUGUUUCUUCUUGUUAUAAGGAUUGUUUUCUUGUAACAUUCAAGCUGCCAUUGUUGGGUCUAGUUGUGAGCUUGUAAGGUCUGAAAUUUAGUUGGUUUGGUUAGAAGCUAGAAACCCCCUUUCCAGUUUUUGAUAGAUUGAAUAUGAAGCUCUUAAGGCUUUUACUGUUAUCCCUAUUUUUCCUUUCUGCCAUGGGGCAAUUGCCUUCACAGGACAUAUUGGCAUUGCUUGAAUUCAAGACGGGUAUCAAGCAUGACCCCACUGGUUAUGUUCUUGAGUCAUGGAAUGAGGAGUCCGUUGAUUUUGGUGGCUGCCCUUCUUCUUGGAAUGGCAUUGUCUGCAAUGGUGAAAAUGUUGCAGGGGUUGUUCUUGAUAACUUGGGUCUCUCGGCUGAUGUAGAUUUGAGUGUGUUUGCAAAUCUUACAUUGCUUGCCAAACUCUCCAUGGCAAACAACUCUAUAACUGGCAAGAUUCCAGACAAUGUAGGUGACUUUAAAAGCCUUCUGUUUAUGGAUGUGUCGAACAAUCUGUUUUCGUCAUCAUUACCACCAGGGAUUGGUAAAUUAGGGAGAUUAAGGAACCUCUCGUUGGCUGGGAACAACUUCUCUGGCUCACUUCCAGAUUCAAUUUCAGGGUUUGCAUCUAUCCAGUCGUUGGACUUGAGCCGCAACUCGUUUUCUGGGUCAUUGCCAAUGUCAUUGACAAGGCUGAAUAACCUGGUAUAUCUCAAUCUGUCUUCCAAUGGGUUUACCAAGAGGAUUCCAAAGGGAUUUGAGCUGAUUUCAAGUCUACAGGUGCUUGACUUGCAUGAGAAUAUGUUUGAUGGUCAUCUAGAUGGGAUGUUUUUUCUUGAAACCAAUGCUAGUCAUGUUGAUCUCAGUGGAAAUAUGCUAGUGAGCUCUAGUUCUCAGAGAUUACUUCCGGGUAUGUCUGAGAGCAUUAAGCUUUUGAAUCUUAGCCACAACCAGCUUAGUGGGUCACUGCUAAAUGGAGGUGACAUGCAAUUGUUUGCAAGUGUAAAGGUGUUGGAUUUAAGCUACAAUCAGUUGUCAGGAGAAUUGCCAGGCUUUGAUUUUGCUUAUGAGCUUCAGGUCCUUAGGCUCAGCAACAACAAAUUCUCCGGGUAUAUUCCUAAUGACCUAUUGAAAGGAGAUUCUUUGCUCUUAAAUGAACUGGAUUUGAGUGCCAAUAAUCUCUCAGGGCCAAUAAGCAUGAUUAUGUCAACAACACUUCGUGUCCUUGAUCUGUCAUCAAAUGUGCUUGUCGGGGAACUUCCUUUGGUGACGGGAAGCUGUGCUGUGCUUGAUCUAUCAAACAACAGAUUUGAAGGAAAUUUAACCCGAAUGGUGAAGUGGGGGAACAUUGAGUAUCUUGAUCUAAGCCAGAAUCAUUUGACAGGGCCAAUCCCUGAAAUAGCUCCACAAUUUUUGCGUUUGAAUUAUCUCAACCUCUCUCACAAUUCACUUACCAGCUCUCUCCCAGAAGUUAUCACUCAGUAUCCAAAGCUUAGAGUCCUAGAUCUUAGUUCGAACCAGCUAGAUGGAGCUAUGUUAACUGAUUUACUAAUGUCGCCUACUUUGCAAGAAAUCCACCUUGAAAAUAAUUUACUCGAUGGUGCUAUUGUAUUCUCUCCCCCUUCCAAUAGUAAAUCCAAUCUUCAAGUUAUUGAUCUUUCUAAUAAUCAGCUUGAUGGCUAUUUUCCUGAUCGUUUUGAAUCACUUGCUGGUCUUCAAGUGCUCAAUCUUUCAGGGAAUAAUUUAUCCGGUUCCCUUCCAAGUUCCAUGGCUGACAUGAGCUCGCUUAUUUCAUUAGAUUUAUCUCAAAACCAUUUCACAGGUCCUCUGCCAAACAACUUGUCAGAGAGCAUAGGCAGCUUUAAUGUUUCAUAUAAUGAUCUUUCUGGGGUUGUCCCAGAAAACCUGAGGAGGUUUCCAUCUUCUUCUUUCUAUCCUGGAAAUAACAGAUUAAGCCUUCCAAAUGGUCCUCCUGGACCAAACAAUCUUCCUGGUGGAAAUCCUGGGGGGAAACCAAUCAACACCAUUGUCAAGGUGGUAGUCAUUGUUGCAUGUGUGACUGUACUGAUCAUUCUUAUCAUGCUUGCCAUCUUCAUACUUUACAUUCGUAUAAGAAGGAGAAAUCCACCAGGUCAAGUUACAAAUACUGGUAUCCGUAGGCACAUUCAAACAAUCCCCUCUGGCACUAGUGGAACAGGCAAAUCUGGUGCGUUGGUUGUUUCAGCUGAGGAUCUUGUGACAUCAAAGAAAGGAUCAUCAUCUGAGAUUAUCAGCCCUGAUGAGAAAAUGGCUGCAGUAACUGGCUUCUCACCAACAAAACACAGCCAUUUAUCUUGGUCACCAAAGUCUGGGGAUUCAUUUGCUGCUGACACCCUUGCACGACUGGAUGUAGGGUCACCGGACCGGUUGGUUGGUGAGCUGUACUUUCUUGAUGAUACAAUCACAAUGACACCAGAGGAGCUGUCAAGGGCUCCAGCUGAAGUGUUGGGCAGGAGCAGUCAUGGGACUUCUUACAGGGCAACACUGGAUAAUGGGGUCUUCAUUACUGUGAAAUGGUUGAGAGAAGGGGUGGCAAAACAAAGAAAGGAGUUUGCCAAGGAGGCCAAAAAAUUUACAAACAUCAGGCAUCCAAAUGUGGUAGGUUUGAGAGGAUACUACUGGGGCCCCACACAGCAUGAGAAACUCAUUCUUUCGGAUUACAUCUCACCUGGAAACCUUGCAAGCUUUCUCUAUGAUCGACCGGGAAGAAAAGGCCUCCCAUUAACUUGGGUUCAGAGGCUCAAGAUAGCAGUUGAUGUUGCACGUGGCCUGAACUAUCUCCAUUUUGACCGUGCUGUUCCACAUGGGAACCUUAAAUCAACAAACGUACUCCUGGAUGGGCCUGAUCUCAAUGCACGUGUUGUUGAUUACUGCCGCCAUCGACUCAUGACUCAAGCCGGCACCAUUGAACAGAUACUUGAUGCUGGGGUCUUGGGUUAUUGCGCACCAGAGUUGGCUGCUUCCAAGAAGCCACUUCCCUCCUUCAAGUCAGAUGUUUAUGCCUUUGGAGUGAUAAUGUUGGAACUUUUAACUGGAAGGUGUGCAGGUGAUGUGAUUUCUGGGGAAGGGGGGAGCGUUGAUUUGACAGAUUGGGUGCGGUUGAGAGCAAUGGAUUGCUUUGAUCCUGCACUGGUGCCGGAGAUGGUGAACCCCGCAGUUGACAAGGGAAUGAAGGAGGUCCUUGGAAUAGCUUUAAGAUGUAUAAGGUCUGUCUCCGACAGGCCAGGCAUCAAGACCAUAUAUGAAGAUCUUUCGUCGAUAUAGUUUGUAGUCAGUUCCACUUUGAUUGGGACUUGAAUAUGGGGUUUAAUAUCUCAUUGGCCUCUUUUCAUAUCUCUGGUCCUUUGUUCCUUUGCAUUUUAGUGUUGUUAGCAGCUACUGAGAUUAACCAUUGUUGUAUAAAAGGAAUGGAUGGAGGAUUUUCAGUCCAAGGCUAUUUCUUGAUGAUCUUGUGGUCACCUGGAUCAGAAUGUUUGGUUGC
Messenger RNA from Populus euphratica (Euphrates poplar), 4093 nucleotides. RefSeq names its product probable LRR receptor-like serine/threonine-protein kinase At4g20940. The coding region runs from base 703 to 3876 and encodes 1057 amino acids. Gene Ontology annotation, molecular function: ATP binding; protein kinase activity; protein binding. The transcript has 3 exons. The record is from RefSeq and is a predicted model, not a curated record. Lineage: Eukaryota; Viridiplantae; Streptophyta; Magnoliopsida; Malpighiales; Salicaceae. Gene Ontology annotation, biological process: protein phosphorylation.